AUGUUUAGUUUUUCCAAUGCCCAACAACCCUCUCUUAAUUGUACCUUCGUUCCGAGCCCUUCUUCCUUCUCCAAUCCCUACGAAUCUUCUUCUCUCUCAGCACCUCCAAAAGGAGCAUGCAAAGGUCCUCUCCAUCGAACGCUCUCCUCACGACUCGUUGCUCCCAAACUCAACUUGGGUUGUCCGCUCCAUUUACUCCCUUAUUACAAACCUGGAAGUGUUGAAAUUCAAUGUGGAGAGUGUAUUCCAGGAACGAGUGGGAGUGGUGUCUCUUUCAAUUCUCUCCAUUACUUGCAAUGUAAAGCCAAUGAAUAUUGCAAUGAUGAUGCUAAAUGCACUCCGCUGAAACAACAUCCGCUCUAUAUGAAAUCAUGUCCGUAUGAAAUCUUGCUUCAUUCUCAACAGAGGUCGGAUUUGGAGGGUGUUCCUUCGUUUUGUGGAGGUUCUGGAUUGGUCUGUAUUGAACAUGUUUGUAAAAUGUGUCGAGAAGGAGAUAUUGAUUACAAUACUGGUGUGAAAUGUAUUUUGGGAGAGUGGAGUUAUGCAUCAUGGGUGGACUCUACGUUGGAACCUUCACCUCUGAUCUUGUUUGCACUGAGUGGAAUGACCUUAUUGUAUGUGUUGGUUGUGAACUUGUUGUGUCGAGGCGGAUUGAAAUUGACUUCCAAAGUGUUGCACAAUUAUUCGAGGGAGAAGAAGUUGAGAAAUGUGAUCAAGUUGACGAGUGAAUUUAUCAAGACUUUGGAAAGUGAGAAUCAACAUGAAAAAUUAGAAGAGAAUGAUAAUGAUCAAGUGAAGUAA
Molecule: messenger RNA, 801 nt
Organism: Naegleria lovaniensis
Lineage: Eukaryota; Heterolobosea; Eutetramitea; Acrasida; Naegleriidae
Exons: 1
Coding region: 1-801 (266 amino acids)
Source: RefSeq, a predicted model, not a curated record